CUGCGCGGUCCCGGAGCUCCGCUACCGGGAGGACCAGCGAAUGAAUAGCCCUGGGAGUGGAGGAAAGAGAAAAGGGAGGACUGCGGAGGAGGAGAGGAGAGGAGCGAGCGGUGAAAGUCCCGCUGCGGUGUGGGAUCCUCAGGUGCUUUUAUUACCUGAAAGAAGACUUUGAACCACAAGAACCAUGAGCAAUUACAGUGUAUCCUUGGUUGGCCCAGCUCCUUGGGGCUUUCGACUUCAAGGUGGCAAGGACUUCAACAUGCCUUUGACCAUCUCUAGUUUAAAGGAUGGCGGUAAAGCAUCCCAAGCCCAUGUGAAAAUAGGAGAUGUGGUUCUCACCAUUGAUGGGAUCAGUGCUCAGGGAAUGACGCAUCUUGAAGCCCAGAACAAGAUUAAGGCUUGUACAGGCUCUUUGAACAUGACUCUGCAAAGAGCGUCUACCACACCAAAGCCUGAACCUGUUUCAGUUCAGAAGGGAGAACCCAAAGAAGUAGUUAAGCCUGUACCUAUUACAUCCUCUGCUGUGGCCAAAGUCACUUCCACAUCCAACUUGGCCUACAAUAAGGCACCACGGCCUUUUGGGGUUGUAUCUUCUCCAAAAGUCACAUCCAUCCCAUCACCAUCAUCUGCCUUCACCCCAGCUCAUGCGACCUCUUCAUCACAUGCUUCCCCACCGCCACUGGCUGCUGUCACACCUCCCCCAUUUGCUGCAUCUGGACUGCAUGCUAAUGCCAAACCUAGCGCUGACCAGCCUUUACCUGCCUCAAGCUCUGUUAAAACUGCAGUUAAUGUCCCAUGGCAGCCCGCAGCCACGAGCCCGUAUGCCAGCGACACUGCCCAGGAGCUAGCUGAGGGGCAGAGAAGAGGAUCCCAGGCUGAGAAUAAACAGCAAAAUGGACCGCCAAGGAAGCACAUUGUGGAACGAAAUACGGAGUUUUACCACAUACCAACUCAUAGUGAUGCAAGUAAAAAGCGAUUGAUUGAGGAUACUGAAGACUGGCAUCCAAGGACAGGAACCACACAGUCCCGUUCUUUCCGAAUCCUGGCUCAGAUCACUGGCACUGAGCACUUGAAAGAAUCAGACAAUGAUACUGCAAAGAAGGCAAAGGAAAAGAUACCCCUUCACAUCUUUAGUCCCAAAUACACAAAGUUACGUGACUGGCACCACGAAGUUUCAGCACGUGCCCUUAAUGUACAGUGAUUUAUCAGAAUUGUUCCCUACCAAAAACAAAAUUUCAACAUACUUUCACUUUUUUCUUUUUUUUCUCAAAUGCUUUGCAAAAUCUGUAUUUAAUUUGCUAUAUUAAGAUCAACUCUUUUUCUACACUUUUCUAACAGCUUCCUACUGAUGUAUAAAGAGUAAGAGGAACGUGGUUUGUGCUUAAUCAGUAAUUAACAAGUGUUCAAUAGGAAGACAGCCAACUGAAGGGCUCGAUGUUUCUCCAUACAUUAGUAUUUCCAUCUACCAAGAAGGGUUCCUUUUGUUGUUGAGCUUGAUUAUCUGUACGUUGUUAAAAAGCAGAGGAUGAGAAGCAAAUGAGCAUUCUUGGCUAUUUUGAAAAACACUGCAUGCAGCAGAACUUCCUUUUAAAGUUCCGCAGAAAUUCAGCAAGAAUAUUCAGGAUGAAAAAUAAAUGAGCAGAAAUGGGGCGGGGGACAGGGGAGGUAGGGAAGGAGACUUCCCUAGAGAACACACAUUUGUCCACACUUCAUCAGAGUAAAUAUUUGGUAGCUGCUGGAUACCUUUUUUAAAAAAGGCAGUACUGGAGGUUUGUGGAUGGAAUGGGAUGACCCCUAGAGGUGGCCAAGGUAGAGGGAAUGGAUGGAUAACCACUUAAAGGAGAUAGCCCAGGAUGCUGUUAUAUUUACCCUUCACUUUCAGCAGUUGCUAUGAGAAAAUGCAGUAGUUUAAAAAAAAAUUCUUCAGAUAAAAAUUUAAUUUUCUAUCAAAAGGAAUUUUUUUUUUACUUAGUCUUCAGCACAAACCAUCCCUAGCAUUUCAACAGGUUUCCAAAUCUCUAAACUAAAAAUAGAAUAUGGAGAAGACUGUAUAUGCGUGUUGGUGUGUCUAUGUAUGUGUGUGUAUAUAUACGUAUAUACACACAUAAAAUGAAUAUAUUAUAUACUAUUCUGUUACCAUACAGCAUAUAUUAUAUUACCAUGUCAUAAAUUUGAGGAAGAGAUUUCAAUAUGAUAGAAACAUCAUGAUAUCUUUGAGGUGAUAUUUAUUACUUAUGAUUGGCUAUUUGUAGGAAGGAAUUUUCAGAGUAUUUGUAGAUGCUAUUUAGCUUAUGAUACUGCUUUUCUUGUAAAAUAAUGUAUUAUAAUAGAUUUAAAUUCAGUAAUACGCUUUUUGAAGUUUGAAAAGUGUUAAAAAAUAAAGUUGCUUUUAACUUAGA
Molecule: messenger RNA, 2399 nt
Organism: Trichosurus vulpecula (common brushtail)
Lineage: Eukaryota; Metazoa; Chordata; Mammalia; Diprotodontia; Phalangeridae
Product: PDZ and LIM domain protein 5-like
Exons: 8
Coding region: 185-1201 (338 amino acids)
Biological process (GO): actin cytoskeleton organization; heart development; muscle structure development
Cellular component (GO): adherens junction; stress fiber; filamentous actin
Molecular function (GO): muscle alpha-actinin binding; actin binding
Source: RefSeq, a predicted model, not a curated record